CCGAAGGCUGCAGCUGCGCAGAUGGUCGCUCAUCGCAGCCACGAUUGAACGUGUCAACAUUUCUACGGAUGCUUCGAGGAUGAAUUAAACCUGCUUAUUUAGCCAUACACGCCCAAAUGUGGUGAUUGACAGAUGGGAAAUAUAAUGGCGCGACCAUUACCUUCCCAGCUGCGUUACUGAUUCGAGCUCCACAGGAAGAAGCCGGCAAUCGGUGGAUGAUGGAGGACAAGCGCAAGAAGCGGAGCCCUAAAGUGUCCCUUCCACAGCCGCCUCCUCCCCCCAUCAACCCACGCAAGGUCUCCGUCCUGCCCGCCAGCAAAAGUGCCACCUUCUCUCUCGGCCUGCCGCAGCCCCCGUCCCCCAAAAACCGAGGGAAGUACAAAAGGUCUGUUGGAGCGGCGGGACAGCCUAAAGAGGUCUUCGCUGGUGUGGUGCCUCCACCCAAGAUUACCAGGGCCCACAAGGAGAAGCCCAAGGCCCCCCAACCUGCAGGGCCCAGUAAAGUCGUGCAGUCGUCCCCCCUGCAGCACUCCUUUCUUACCGAUGUGUCCGAUGUGAGAGAGAUGGAGGGAGGCCUCCUGAACCUCCUCAAUGAUUUCCACUCGGGCAAACUGCAGGCUUUUGGUAAGGUGUGCUCCUUUGAACAACUGGAGCAUGUGCGAGAGAUGCAGGAGAAGCUGGCACGACUUCAUUUCAGCAUGGACAGCCAUGUGGAGGAGCUUUCCGAGGACCAGAGGAAGUGCGCUUCCGACCACAACCUGGAGCGCCUGCUCGGCAACCUGGAGGAGCUCAGCACCUCAAUACAAAAGCUCCAUUUGGCUGAGAACCAGGAUCUGCCCAAGACAUCUGCUCCCUGACUAAGUGAGGUGUUGAGAGGCCGUAACAUCCAGGCAGACCCGGUUACCAUGGACGUACUCCACGCGGUUGCCAUAGUAACAUGAUGAACCCAUAAAAGAGGGAAGGUACUUUUCCGUUAGGUCAUUGAAGGUGCAGCAACAAAUGACUAUACCAAAACUCAUUCACGGCACAAGAAAAGGUCUGACAGACGGUAUUCUGAUGAUUGAAUCUAAUGAGUGUACUUUGCAUUUCGAAAGGACAUUUCAUCAGCGUUUUGAAUUUUUGGGGACACAUUACCCUUGGAAUUCACAUUGUGGUUCAGUCAGACACUUUAUAUCUUUGCUAAUGUUUUGAACCGGGUGUAAUAAUGUAGGACAAUCUUCACUGCAUGGAAGAGCAAAUGUAGAACUUGGG
Hippocampus comes (tiger tail seahorse) is the source of this 1251-nucleotide messenger RNA. It is a transcript of the gene ccdc28b, whose product is annotated as coiled-coil domain containing 28B. NCBI's taxonomy places the organism in Eukaryota, Metazoa, Chordata, Actinopteri, Syngnathiformes, Syngnathidae. The record is from RefSeq and is a predicted model, not a curated record. Bases 216 to 857 code for a protein of 213 amino acids. The transcript is spliced from 6 exons.